Messenger RNA from Olea europaea var. sylvestris, 3732 nucleotides. RefSeq names its product tyrosine-sulfated glycopeptide receptor 1-like. Gene Ontology annotation, molecular function: protein kinase activity; protein binding; ATP binding. The transcript has 2 exons. The coding region runs from base 253 to 3477 and encodes 1074 amino acids. Gene Ontology annotation, biological process: protein phosphorylation. NCBI's taxonomy places the organism in Eukaryota, Viridiplantae, Streptophyta, Magnoliopsida, Lamiales, Oleaceae. The record is from RefSeq and is a predicted model, not a curated record.
CCGUCCCAAUAGCACGCUUCUUUUUUUUUGAUAAUUUAGACUCAACUUUUAAUAUUGCUCCAUUUUAACAUCACCCACUUUAUCUUCCUCUCUACCCUCUGCCCCUUCUUCCCUUGGCGGGUAGAAGACUAAAGCCUGAGCAAACUUGGAUGAAAAGAACUGGACGAACCCACAUGAUUGAUUGGAGUAUCUUUGGUACCAUCACCUGUCUUCAUUUUCUGUUGUUUUCCUAAUAAUCAUCUUAUUUCGGCCAUGCUCUCGUCUCCAUUCCAUUGUUCUUCUUCCUCGUCCUCAUCCUUGUUCGAUUUUUGUUUCUUGGAUGUGGUGUUAAUUGUAGUAGUGGUGACUCUUUCUUGCUCUGCAUAUACCUGUCAUGGCUCAUGUAAUCAACUUGAUCGAGAAUCUUUAUCAUCAUUCAACCAGAGUAUUAAUACUCCAUCUCCUUUGAAUUGGUCUCUGUCGGUUGAUUGCUGCAGCUGGGAAGGAGUUGGGUGUGAUGAGAUUGACAGGGUGAACAGUCUAUUGCUACCGUCGAAAGGGCUUGCUGGAACCAUAUCUCCCUCUAUUGUAAACCUCAGCCAUCUAUCUCAACUCAAUCUGUCACGGAAUUGGCUCUCUGGACCUAUCCCGGAUGGAUUUUUUACGGCCUUGAACCGCCUUGUGAUCAUUGAUUUGAGCCAUAAUCGUCUCACCGGGCAGUUAUCAGAUUCUGAUAAGCUGAUGAGUACUGCCACAACAGUGGAUUUAUCCAGCAACCGCUUUUAUGGGAUAACCCAAUCUUCAUUUUUCCAGCCAGCAUUAAAUUUGCAAAGAUUUAAUGUCAGCAACAACAGCUUCUCUGGUUCAAUCCCUUCAUCUGUCUGCAGAUUUUCGCCCUCAAUCGAGCAUCUUGAUUUCUCCAAUAAUGACUUUUCAGGCUCGAUUUCACAAGGUUUUGGCCAGUGUUCCAAUCUGUUGAGACUACGAGCAGGUUUCAAUAAUCUUUCGGGAGCAAUUCCUAGUGAUAUUUACACAGUUUCAGUGCUGCAAGAACUUUACUUGCCUGCCAAUAAGCUCUCUGGAGUGAUAGAUGGGAGCAUUACUAACCUCAUUGACCUCAGAACCCUUGCUCUCUUUGGUAAUGAAUUGACAGGAAAGAUUCCUCAAGAUAUUGGGAUGCUCUCCAAUUUGGAAAAGUUGUUGCUUCACAAUAAUAAACUAAAGGGCACUCUGCCUCAAUCUCUUACGAACUGUACGAGACUUAAAACGCUGAGUUUAAGGGUCAAUCUCCUUGAAGGUGAACUUUCUGCUUUUGAUUUCUCAAAAUUCAUUCAGCUUAGAUCAAUUGACCUGGGGAAUAAUUUCUUCACUGGUAGAUUGCCAGCGAGCCUUUUUUUAUGCAAGAAUUUGGCUGCAAUUCGCUUGGCCACUAAUAGUUUAAAUGGAGAGGUUUUGCCUAGCAUAAUGGCUUUACAAUCUCUAUCCUUUUUAUCCCUUUCUAAUAAUAGCCUAAACAAUAUCACCAGUGCAAUGCGCAUCCUAACAGGCUGCAAGAACCUUAGCAUUUUAAUGCUGUCGAAAAACUUUUACAAUGAACCACUGCCAGGAGAUGAAAACUUGAUAAGGGAUGGCGAGUUCCAAAAUCUUAAAGUCCUCGGUUUGGGUGGCUGUGGAUUCACUGGUCAAAUUCCAAGGUGGCUGUCUAGACUAGAUAAGCUGGGGGUUCUAGACCUAUCACUUAACAACAUGACGGGCUUUGUCCCAGGUUGGUUUGGGGAUCUGCCAAACCUUUACUACUUGGAUUUGUCCCAAAACCUUCUGUCGGGAUACUUCACUAUGGAACUCAUAAAACUGAGAAGACUAGCAACACAAAAAACUUCAGAUCAAGUAGAACAAAGUUAUUUAGAAUUGCCUGUCUUUGUUCUGCCCUAUAAUGCGUCCUAUCUGCAAUACAACCAGCUCUCUAACCUGCCACCAGCAAUAUACCUCAGAAGUAACAGUAUCAGUGGUACCAUCCCAAUUGAGAUUGGCCAAUUGAAGUUUAUUGUUUCCCUGGACCUCAGUGAUAACAAUUUCUCUGGCAGCAUUCCGGACACAAUAUCUAAUCUUACUGAUUUGGAAAAACUGGACCUCUCUAGCAACCAUCUUUCUGGUCAAAUUCCUGCAUCGCUCAAAAAUCUUCACUUUCUGUCUUCUUUCAAUGUUGCAUACAACAAUCUUGAAGGUCCCAUACCUGUAGGAGUUCAGUUUGACACAUUUCCCAAUUCAAGCUUUGAAGGAAAUUCACGUUUGUGUGGUAAAAGUUUGCCGCGCUCUUGCACUGGUCAAUCGGAAACUACCCAUCAGUCACCACAAAGGAAAGGAACAAAGAGAAAUAUCAUUGUAAUCACCCUCGUGAUUUUUUCUGGCAUUUUCACUUUUGCCAUGCUGAUAUGUUGGGUAUUUUCAAAGAGGAGGAUCCGGCCAAAAAGUCACCCCGAGAAAACUGAUAUGGAUAUGGUAUCCUUCAAUUCUUCUGGAGUAUUUAAUGAAGUUGCUAAUGAUACCAGCCUUGUCAUACUGUUUCCUAACAAUACAAAUAAACCAAUGGAGCUAACAAUCUCUGAAAUCUUGAAAGCCACAGACAGUUUCAACCAGUCGAACAUAAUUGGGUGUGGAGGCUUCGGCUUGGUAUAUAAAGCAACUUUAGUAGAUGGUACCAGGCUGGCAGUUAAGAAACUUUCAGGAGAUAUGGGCCUGAUGGAAAGGGAAUUCAAAGCCGAGGUUGAAGCUUUAUCCACUGCCCAACACGAGAAUCUGGUUACUCUACAGGGUUACUGUGUUCAUGAUGGCUAUAGAUUGCUAAUAUAUUCCUACAUGGAGAAUGGGAGCCUGGAUUACUGGUUGCAUGAGAAACCUGAUGGAGCAUCCCAACUCAGUUGGCCAAUGCGACUGAAGAUUGCUCAAGGGACAAGUCAUGGAGUGGCUUAUAUGCACCAGAUUUGCGAACCACAUAUUGUGCAUCGUGACCUAAAAUCUAGUAACAUACUUCUGGAUGAUAACUUUGAAGCACAUGUGGCAGAUUUUGGGUUGGCAAGGCUGAUUCUUCCUUAUCAUACUCACGUAACCACCGAAUUAGUUGGUACCCUUGGUUACAUUCCCCCAGAAUACAGUCAAUCAUGGAUAGCCACAUUGAGAGGGGAUGUCUACAGUUUUGGAGUUGUUAUGCUUGAACUAUUGACUGGAAAGAGGCCAGUGGAACUAUUCAAGACAAAGAUGGCAAGAGAAUUAGUUGCAUGGGUUCAGCAAAUGAGGAAUGAAGGAAAACAAGAAGAGAUCUUUGAUCCACUCCUGAGAGGCAGAGGCUUUGAAGAAGAGAUGCUGCAAGUGCUUGAUGUGGCCUGCAUGUGUGUCAACCAGAACCCUAUGAAGAGGCCGACUAUUCAAGAAGUUGUUGAUUGGCUCAAAGAUGUAGGAUGCAACCGGCUGGCAGCAGCACAAGGGAACCACGCUACAUAAAUAAGGAUUGUUCAUAUCAACAUGAGUGCCAAAUUACUUCUACAAUCAGUUUGCCAUUCAGGCAAUUCUUUUUCCUUUAGAAAAUAGAAGUCUAUGUAAUGAGUAUAAGAACUUGUACAAAGAUAAAUUUUGCUAACAAAGAAAAUCAAGUAUGCAUGUACAUUCAUACAUACACAAAACACAUACAUAUAUUGAAUGUAAGUUUGAUAUGCUGUCAUUGCAGUUUUAUACAGCAGUAAUUCAAGGUUUAUACAA